AUGGACAGACAACAGUACCUCUUCGAGGCACAUAGACAACUGAACAAGAUAGAACACUACACUAAGUUAGAUGAGCCCAUAUAUAAAGAAACACAAAAGGAAAUAGGGGACAUUUUGGAGGAGCUUAAGAGAUCAGGAUACAUCCUAGCCAAACAAGUAGAAUACUUGACAGGAGCACAACCCAGGGCGAGGAAAUUCUACAUGCUCCCAAAGAUACACAAAAACCCAGACACGUGGACAGUGCCUGGAGAAAUACCACCAGGUAGGCCCAUAGUAUCAGAUUGCAGUAGCGAAUCCUAUGGGGUAGCAGAAUACAUUGACCACUUCCUUAACCCGCUGGGACAACAACAUCCCAGCUACAUCAGAGACACCUACCACUUCACCCGAAUAGUUUACUCCCUCAACAUACCACCCAACGCAAUACUCUUCACCAUGGAUGUGGAAAGCCUGUACACAAACAUAGAGACAGACAGGGGGAUACAGGCAGUUAAAAACAUCCUACAGAGAAAUCCUGACCCAGAGAGACCAGACGAGGCCCUAAUUAAACUACUGGAUCUGGGUUUGACUAAGAAUGACUUUGAAUUUAACGGGGAGUUCUAUUUACAAGUCAAAGGUACAGCAAUGGGGAAGAAGUUUGCCCCAGCUUAUGCCAACAUAUACAUGGCAGAAUGGGAGGAGACAGUUUUCCACAAAUGUCCGAAGCGUCCAAUGUGCUACUACAGAUUCCUAGAUGACAUUUGGGGAGUGUGGACACACUCAGAGGGGGAACUACAGGAGUUUAUUGACAUACUCAAUGCCCAUCACCCAUCCAUCAAGGUAAAGGCCGUGACCAGCCAGCAGAGGGUGGACUUUCUCGACACCACUGUCUUUAAACUACCAUCAGAUACCCAAGACCACAAACUAGCUACCAAAGUCUUCUUCAAACCCACAGACACACACACCCUCCUACAUACCACGAGCCUCCAUCCAAAACACACCUUCAGGGGUAUCGUUAAGUCACAACUGACCCGCUUCCACCCAAACAAGCGCCCAGACCUAGGCCGGGGACGACAUUGA
Messenger RNA from Amblyraja radiata (thorny skate), 1056 nucleotides. RefSeq lists its product as uncharacterized. NCBI's taxonomy places the organism in Eukaryota, Metazoa, Chordata, Chondrichthyes, Rajiformes, Rajidae. The record is from RefSeq and is a predicted model, not a curated record. Bases 1 to 1056 code for a protein of 351 amino acids. The transcript is spliced from 3 exons.